Molecule: messenger RNA, 3157 nt
Organism: Plectropomus leopardus (leopard coralgrouper)
Lineage: Eukaryota; Metazoa; Chordata; Actinopteri; Perciformes; Serranidae
Gene: gata4
Product: GATA binding protein 4
Biological process (GO): cell fate commitment; positive regulation of transcription by RNA polymerase II; negative regulation of transcription by RNA polymerase II
Cellular component (GO): nucleus
Molecular function (GO): RNA polymerase II cis-regulatory region sequence-specific DNA binding; zinc ion binding; DNA-binding transcription factor activity, RNA polymerase II-specific
Source: RefSeq, a predicted model, not a curated record
UGUCUCUCUCUUUAUUCCCCUUUUCUGAUUGCCACUUCUUAACAGCAGAUCUGAUUUUAAUAAGGAAGUUAAAGCUUCGCGGAUUGUGAUAAACUGCAUGUUUUUGCGUUUAAACACCUGUGCGUAAGUGCAUCCAAACUAUCAUUAUCCCUUCUAUCAACACGGAUGUCCAGCUUCAAGGAGAGGAUAUGUAUCAGGGCAUAAUGACAACCAACCACGGACCCCCCUCCUAUGAGGCCGGAUUUCUCCACAACGCCUCGACGGGCACCUCUCCGGUUUAUGUGCCCACCACCCGGGUCGUCACUCCCAUGAUCCCGGCGCUGCCGUACCUCCAGACGCCCGGUGCGUCGCAGCAGAGCAGCCCGGUGUCGAGCCACUCUGCCUGGGCGCAGCCGUGCGCCGACUCGGUGCCCUCGUACAACCACUCCCCGGUGUCUCCGCGCUUCGCCUUCUCCACCAGCCCGCCUCUGUCCUCCGGGGUGGCCACGGCCCGGGACACGGCAGCUUCUUACAGCAGCCCGCUAAACAUCUCUGCCAACGGGAGGGAGCACUACGGCGCCCGGAGCCUCAGCGGGUCCUAUCACAGCCCCUACCCGGCCUACAUGAGCCCGAACGUGGGUGGAACGUGGCCGGCGUCCCCCUUUGACAGCCCGGUCCUCCACGGUCUCCAAACCAGCGCUCCUCAUGGCACAACACGGCACCCAAACGACCUGUUUGAUGACUUUGUUGAGGGGCGAGAGUGUGUGAACUGUGGGGCGAUGUCAACCCCCCUCUGGAGGCGGGAUGGUACCGGCCACUACCUGUGCAAUGCCUGCGGACUGUACCACAAGAUGAACGGCAUCAACAGACCUCUUAUCAAACCUCAAAGACGGCUGUCUGCCUCGAGGAGGGUGGGCCUGUCUUGCUCCAACUGUCACACCACCCUCACCACCCUGUGGCGACGAAACGCAGAGGGAGAGCCAGUCUGCAACGCCUGCGGCCUCUACAUGAAACUCCACGGGGUACCACGACCCCUCGCAAUGAAGAAAGAGGGCAUCCAGACCCGCAAACGUAAACCUAAGAACCUCAACAAGUCCCAAACUGGUGAGUCUGGUGAGACUGGGACCCCUGGCAGUGAGGGGACUCCCGUCACACCAAGCAGCACUCCCCGGGCCUCCACCACCACAGAGGAGCCUCGCCAGAUAAAGACAGAGCCGGACACUCACAGCUUGUACACACACCACAGCGCACAUGCACAGAUUUCAUCUCUGCCUGCCUACAUGGCAACUCAAGGUGGGGCCAUUCCUCUCAAGAUGUCCCCUGGGGGCCACAGUGGGUCAUCUGGCUCCAAAGCUGAGCCCUGGAGCAACCUAAUCCUGGCCUAGAAGACCUACAACCAACAUCUCAGACGAAACUUUCUAUAGCAGUUAAGCUCUCCUUAGAGACAGAAAGCAGACUGCUGCUCUGGAUGCAGAUGUUCCUGCAGCCUACACACCAUACAGUGCCUUCAGUGCAACACUAGGGGACACAUACUGUAUGUAUGUGGGAGCCACCAAAGAAAUGGAGACCUUAAACAGAACUGUGCAUUCAAUCACAGCAAUCAAGGACUGAAUGGAGUUUGUUAAAGUGCAGCACUGUGAUUAGACACACACAGUAAUGCUCAAUAUGAAAAACUGCAACAAGUGGAAAAACUUCUUUUGUCAUUCAUCUUUUCUGUCAUGCCAGUGCAGAUGCAUUAAGUGACAAAUACUGUAACAUGAACCAGUAACAAAUAACAGUAAUAGUCAGACUUUAAGUCUUUGAUUUUUUAAAAAAUGUAGUUAUAAUUUUCUUAAUUUUCACAUUAUUGGACAAUUUGCCAUAAAAUAGACACUCAUAACAUGUAAAGAAUCCCAACAGCAAAUCUUAAUGUCAAAAGUAACACCAUUAAGGAGUUGCAAGGGUACUUAAAAGGUCAGUUCACAUUAAUAAGAAAAACAGCAACUAUAUAUCUUCACACUCAUGAUGAUAUCUACUGGCAGAUAUCACAUAUCAGUGCAACAGAGGUAAAUGAAAAUUAUAUUUCUAACACUCAAAAGCCUUGUGUCUUUACAGAGCAAACAAUGUGCCAAUUACUUAGUAAUCCACAGAUGACAAAUUUCAGUAUUUUGCAUGUUUGGUUAACCUGUUCUCACUCCUAGAUCGAUCGAUUUAUUUUGAAGAGAGGUACCAGCCUGAUCUCAUUCCCACAUUAUCAAAUACCAACACUUAUCAUGAAUUCAUGAAUUGGGAAUGACAACAGGUGUAGGUUGGUGGAUAAUUCAAACUGUUAAAAGGUGACGAGGUCUGUGGAUUAUUCAGAGUAUGCGGUAAAGCACUUUGCUAUUGAGUUUUUCUCAAACAUCCAGUUAUCUUAGUUUAAAUAGUGCGGCUCGGUCUCUUUAGAUGAUAAAACCAACUGGAAAGCAAAUCACCAGUAGGGGUAAAUGUAAAAGAAUAUGAAUGUGAUUUUUCAUUUGGGUGAACUGACCCUUUAAAGAUAUCCAAAUAUUGACACUCACUGAUCACAGUCAUUUAUAUAUGAUACCUAUGAUCGUAAUGCCCAGUUGGAAAUUCACAGUAUAUCUAAUCUGACUAAGACAAGCUAAUCAGGAGCUUUUAUCAUAAACUGAAUCGUUUAAGACAUCCAUCACUCCUCAACACCAGAGAAACUAUGACCUUUAGUAAACAUGAUCUCCCAUUCAGUGCAAUAAAACAGCUCCCUGCUGGCUUUUUCAUUUAAAGUGUAAAAAAUGCAUGUUAGUAUUGACACCUGUACAUAUAUAUACACUGUACAUAAAAACACAUGAAAAUCUGCUAAUGCAGCAAGCAGGUUGCAUUUGAUGAAUGCAGAUGGAAGUAAUGGCACAUUACUCCCUCUGCUGACACAAGUGCAGAUGUGCAUCUACAAGAAAACUUAAAAAGUGCCUUUCAUCCUGCUAGUAUUUAUUAUUAAAGACACAACCCCAAACUACACAAUCAUCUAACUAUCAUCUGUCACCUAAAGGUUGUUUGAUAAAUGAUGAAAUGUGUAUUGUAUCAAGAAUGUACAGUUUGUUAGCGAUACUUAAUGCUUUAAUUUGCUUGUGACAAGCAUGGGGGGACAACGUGUGUAAAUGUGGGAUAAUUACCAACAAAUAUAUGAGCAUAUAUGUAAAAA